AUUAAGCCUCCUCAACAUAACUUUGUAUUAAAAACUAUUCCUCUCAGUUGAAUGCUGAUAUAAAAUUUCCCACAGGAAUUCUCUGGAUCAUAAAUCAGAUACAACUGGAAGUAGUAUUAUUGUAGCAAAGUGAACAUUUUUCCCUCAUGAAAAUGUGGCUUGGCAAGAAAAUUAUCUUCCUUCAAACUCUGCUUUGUUUUUCCAUAGUUGGAACCAAUUCCCAUGGAUUGAAGGAAUACCAUUUUGUUCUGAAAGAAGCUCAUUAUAGAAGACUCUGCAGCUCAAAACCCAUAUUGACAGUGAAUGGACAAUUUCCAGGGCCAACUGUUAGAGCCUACUAUGGUGAAACGAUAUAUGUCAAUGUUCACAACAAGGGAAAAUACAACAUCACCUUGCACUGGCAUGGAGUGAAACAACCAAGGAAUCCAUGGUCAGAUGGCCCUGAAUACAUCACCCAGUGCCCCAUCAAACCUGGUGGGAAAUUCAGGCAGAUGUUGAUUUUUUCUAUUGAGGAAGGAACCAUAUGGUGGCAUGCUCAUAGUGACUGGGCAAGAGCCACUGUCCAUGGAGCUAUCUAUAUUUAUCCAAGAAAGGGUGAAUCCUACCCUUUUCCCACACCUGAUGAAGAAGUGCCUAUUGUAUUAGGAGAAUGGUGGAAGAGUGAUGUCAGCGAUGUGUAUGAGGAAUUUCUCAGAAAUGGAGGAUCCCCAAAUGAAUCUGAUGCUAUCACAAUAAAUGGUCAACCUGGUGAUCUCUAUCCUUGCUCCAAAUCAGAAACAUUCAAGUUAAAUGUGCACUAUGGCAAGACUUAUCAUCUGCGCAUGGUCAAUGCUGCAAUGAAUCUCGUUCUCUUUUUUGCCGUUUCAAAGCACAAUCUCACAGUUGUUGGUGUUGAUAGUGCCUACUCUAAGCCAUUAACAAGAGAUUACAUAUGCAUAGCUCCAGGACAAACAGCUGAUGUAUUAUUGCAUGCCAACCAAGAGCCUAAUGACUACUACAUGGCUGCAAGGGCAUAUUCAAGUGCACUUGGAGUUGCCUUUAAUAAUGGCAUAACCACAGCUAGGAUCCACUAUCAUGAGAAUCAUGCUCCAAACAAAUCUCCUUCAUUACCUUAUCUCCCUCUUUACAACGACACAAAAGCAGUUUUUGACUACUAUGUUAGCAUUAAGGGCUUAAAUGAAGCAGACCCCUAUCAAGUCCCUACAAAUAUCACCACUCAUAUGCUAACCACCCUUUCAAUUAACACAUUUCCAUGCCCUGAAAACCAAACCUGUGCAGGACCAAAUGGAACACGUUUAGCUUCUAGCGUGAACAACAUAAGUUUUGAAAACCCUACCAUUGACAUACUAGAAGCCUAUUACUACCACAUCAAAGGGGUGUAUCACAAGGGGUUACCAAAAUUUCCUCCUUUGAAAUUUGACUUUAAUGCAGAGUAUUUGCCUCUAGAACUUCAGAUACCAAAGAAAGGAACCAAGGUGGCUGUUAUUAAAUUUGGUUCAACAGUUGAACUUGUUUUUCAAGGGACAAAUUUGGUUACUGGGAUAGACCAUCCUAUGCAUCUGCAUGGCACUAGUUUCUUUGCUGUUGGAUAUGGGUUUGGGAAUUUUGAUAAACACAAGGACCGCAAGACAUACAAUCUCAUUGAUCCUCCCCUUAUGAAUACAAUACUAGUGCCCAAGAAUGGUUGGGCCAGCAUAAGGUAUAGGGCUUCUAACCCAGGAGUGUGGUUUGUGCAUUGCCAUCUAGACCGCCACCUCUCUUGGGGCAUGGAGACUGUGUUUAUUGUGACGAAUGGGGAAGGAGAUGCUGAAAUACUACCUCCUCCUCCAGAUAUGCCCCAGUGUUGAAGAAUAUUUCAUAGUAAAGAAAAUUCCACAUGGCACGGUUGUUUUAACUCAGGCUUUGAGAAUUGUAUUUGAAGAUUUAAUAGAAUAAAGUUUUGCAUAUGUUGAGUUUUUAUGAUAAGGAAAAUGUUGCAUAUAUAGAGAACUUUAUACUACUGCUUAAAGAAGAAAUAAGAGUACCCCCUUCGGACUAAA
This is a messenger RNA of Glycine soja, 2039 nucleotides long. Its product is annotated as laccase-15-like. Lineage: Eukaryota; Viridiplantae; Streptophyta; Magnoliopsida; Fabales; Fabaceae. Gene Ontology annotation, molecular function: hydroquinone:oxygen oxidoreductase activity; copper ion binding. The transcript is spliced from 6 exons. Gene Ontology annotation, biological process: lignin catabolic process. Gene Ontology annotation, cellular component: apoplast. The record is from RefSeq and is a predicted model, not a curated record. Bases 147 to 1847 code for a protein of 566 amino acids.